Molecule: messenger RNA, 2694 nt
Organism: Penicillium salamii
Lineage: Eukaryota; Fungi; Ascomycota; Eurotiomycetes; Eurotiales; Aspergillaceae
Source: the annotation of a GenBank genome assembly
AUGUAUACACCACGUGACCGUCCCCUCACCAGGGCCCCCCACAGUCGAAUUUCCCCGCUCAAACAGCCGGCCUCAGAUUCUUCCCCUCUCUACUGCGCUCCAAUCCCAACCCCCCAAACCCUCAUUAUGGAGGAAGAAAAAUCAAAAUCCAAGAAGAAAGGUGCCACUCACCGCAAGUCUCUGUCGUGUGAAUAUUGCAGUCGAUCUUUCGCUCGCUUAGAGCAUCUCCAACGCCAUCUCCGCACACUGCGACAUGAACGAUUAGUACACCCUGCCGAAAGUGCUGCCAGUCGAGAGCACCGAGCUCAGAAUGACUCCGAACCAAAACAUGAAAUACCCAUACAGUCCAACCUCAUCCAUCCGCCCCACCAUGAGUCGCGCAUGUUAGAACUUGCAGACGCCAUUCCAGUACACACCCAAAUUCCUCCACCUCCUGCACCCGAAGUUGUUCACACUCCAUCGAUCAUUGAUACACCCCACUUCAAUCCAUCGUGGGGCUAUGAUCUGAACCUGCUAUCCCAUGCCGCAAGUCAUGUCGCCCUAGAAGGUCAACAGGAGAGCUUAGAGUCUAUGAGAAAACCCUCACAUACCUCUGCCCCGAUCUCACAACCCAUUCCCCAAGUCCAAGAAAGAGCGAUUGCCGAUAAUUAUGGUGUAGAGCCUUCAAUCCUUGAUCUCGCAGAUCUUGGGGACCCUGUACAGGAUUUCACAGUCUUCCUGGAGAGUGUGGGCCUAUCGUCAGAUUGGGACUCCGGCGUAUUCUCAUCAGUCGAGGAGCCCAUGCUGCCACCAGGCAUGGGAAUGGACACAAAAUCAACUCGUGACACAUUACAUACACGGCUGGGCGGGGAUCUGAUGAACGACUCGCGAGGGCCUGCGGAUGACCAGCCAUCAUUUUCGAACUUUGGAUCCCGACUUCCAUCAUUGCAGCCGGAAUCUCACGAAAUGGACGAUCGAAUUGGCCUUGCCGAUGAUAGCACGCGACCAGCGUGGGAUAUCUCUAAUUCGGAACGACAGGCGUUUAUCAUGAAACUGGAAGAAUUUUCAUAUGUCCUCCCGAAAGGAUUUGUUCCGCCAUCACGUCAUGCCCUAUCUCGGUUCUUUGCUGGAUAUAUUAAUGGGUUGAAUGAGCAUUUGCCAUUUAUACACGUCCCGACGCUUUCUGUCGCCAAGUGCUCCCCUGAGCUCACAUUAGCUCUGGCAGCUGCAGGUUCGCACUAUCGAUUUGAAAACAGCCGGGGUAUUGACCUUUUCCAUGCUGCCAAAUCAAUUUUACUAGAGCGUCUCCGCCGAAGAGACAGCAAGCAAGUUCCACAGCCGUCAUGGAACUAUAUUUCCCCACCCUCUGGUUUUCAUAACUCUCGUGGCUCGUCGAUGAUGUCUAACACGGCAAGCAGUCCGUAUCAGCAUCAUCCCCAGCAUAUGUCGAACGCCCCAGUGAGCGCGUCAAUAUACACAUUAGAUGACUCAGAUGCUCAUAUGGAGGUGAUCCGAACAUUUUUGCUGCUGACUGUGUUUGCCUCGUGGGAACGACACCCCGAGCUCCUACGGGAAAUUCUCUCGCUUCAAAGUACCCUGGCAAGACUUGUACGUGAGCAUGGUUUGUCUGAACCACCUCCCACCCCGGAUCCCAUUUCAUGGGAAGAGUGGGUACGAAGAGAAGGCAACAGGCGCACCAAGCUCAUUGUGUACUGCUUCUUCAACCUCCAUUCGAUCAUGUAUAAUAUCCCUCCAUUAAUCUUGAAUGGGGAGUUGAAGUUGAACAUGCCGUCCUCACAUGAUCUUUGGAAAUCAAGCAACGCGCUUCAAUGGCGUCGUGUCAAUCGAACUCGACAGGGUUCAGAUGUGCCUUUCCAAGAAGCAUUUGCCAGACUCUUCUUAAAGUCUUCGGUAUCUCUUCCGUCGGCGCCGAUAUCCCCUCUUGGAAAUUAUAUUCUGAUUCAUGCAAUCAUCCAACAAAUCUUCUUUGCUCGACAGCUCUGCCUAUCUGCACCUCACAUGCAAGGUACCAGCUUAAGACAUGACGAUUUGAAUGUGCUUGAUAAUUCAUUGAAUGCAUGGAAGGCCCUGUGGAAACGCACCCCCGAAUCCAGCAUUGACCCCCAGAACCCUGCGGGCCCAAUCGCCUUCACCUCCACGGCUCUACUGGGGCUCGCCUAUAUCAGGCUGCAUGUUGAUCUUGGUCCUUGCCGCCACUUGAUCACACAAGACCCCGUCCAAAUUGCGACAGCUUUGACCGAGUCACCUCCUAUCGCACGCAGCCCGCGGCUGAUAAUGGCAUUACUCCACUCAGCCCAUGCUCUGUCUAUCCCGGUACGACUGGGAAUCGAUUUCGUGGCUAGAACACACUCGUUCUUCUGGAGCAUUCAGCAUUCUCUAUGCAGUUUGGAAUGCGCUUUCCUUCUAAGCCGCUGGUUGCUUUCCAUCCCUGCAACGCAAUCUGAACAGAGACUAUCGGAGCAUGAGCGGAAAUUGCUCUUGUGGAUCAAGAGCAUGAUGGAUGAAACUGAAAUGGCUGUUGACCCACCCGGUGCGCCUGACAUGGAUUUCAUGGCGAAUCCAUACAAGGUUCGUCAGCUGAGUGUUGCUAUUGUUCGUGUCUGGGCACGGACCUUCAAAGGCAAUACCAGUUGGGCGAUUGUAGACCUGGUCGGUUCAAGCUUAGAUGCUUAUGCUGACCUUCUGGAAUGCUGA